Messenger RNA from Colletotrichum abscissum, 216 nucleotides. RefSeq lists its product as uncharacterized. The transcript has 2 exons. The coding region runs from base 1 to 216 and encodes 71 amino acids. The record is from RefSeq and is a predicted model, not a curated record. NCBI's taxonomy places the organism in Eukaryota, Fungi, Ascomycota, Sordariomycetes, Glomerellales, Glomerellaceae.
AUGACUCCUUUUUUUCCUCUAUUUAUUACAACAGGGGGGGAGGGAAAGGAUAGGAAACCCGGGGAUUUUGAUUUGGACAACUCUGUUGAGCUGUCUCUUAUUUCUCUGAUGAAAACCGAAAAGAAAAAACAAAAUACCAAAAAGAAAACAACACGUACGGAACGGAAACGGAAUGAAAUGGAACGAAAAGACACUCCUUUGCCCCUUUUUUUCUAA